This is a messenger RNA of Anopheles stephensi (Asian malaria mosquito), 8286 nucleotides long. RefSeq names its product serine/threonine-protein kinase ATR (gene mei-41). The coding region runs from base 147 to 8153 and encodes 2668 amino acids. The transcript has 4 exons. The record is from RefSeq and is a predicted model, not a curated record. NCBI's taxonomy places the organism in Eukaryota, Metazoa, Arthropoda, Insecta, Diptera, Culicidae. Gene Ontology annotation, biological process: telomere maintenance; protein phosphorylation; DNA damage checkpoint signaling. Gene Ontology annotation, cellular component: nucleus. Gene Ontology annotation, molecular function: protein serine/threonine kinase activity; protein binding.
AGACAUUCGCAAAAUCGGUUUGUUUACCUGUCGCACGCCUUUCACAAAUACCAUUUCCCGCGCUUGGUAAACGAAAGCUCGCAAACUGAUUUCUUAGCUAAGCGUCGUCGAUCAGCAUAAUCGUGUGUGUUUGGCGUAGCCCAGCGAUGCCGGCAAUGGAAGCAACACACGAGAAGCGGUAUUCGGUGGAAGACACAGAAAGCAUGUGGAAAACGUUGGUGGUUACAUUUACCGAUAUAGUCAACGAUCAUGGAUCGCACCUGGAAAAGAUUCUAAACAUGAUUCGGACGGAUAUUACCUACGAUGAUCCCGGCCUGUUCCCGAGAACGCUGCUAACGGAUGCUGAGCGAGAGCGGUGUCGUAGCUUCAUUUACUGGCUUAUGUACCAGCUGCUUAGAAUAGCGUCGUGCGAAGCCUAUGAAAGAAUUUCAGACAUAUACACCAAUUUGCAGCGGGAAAUAGUGACGGCCUGCUUCGUCAAGCAACGCUGGUUAGCCCUGGAAAUUACGAUGGAGUUUAUCAAGCUGUUGGACCAAAUGAAUGAUUAUCAGACCGAUGGUAGCGAUACGAUUCGCGCAUUUUACCAUGCCUUCAACAACGUCACCAUACUCGGAACAGCAUACAAGUGUGAAACGAUAGCAAUCGACAGCAUCAUCCGCUGCCGUAUGAUUCGCAAGCAUUGCUUGCACGCCAUAACGGAAUCCAUGUCCCUGAUCAUCAACCAGCAGAACGAAGAAUCAUCCAGCAUUGUAAACCGCAGCUUGUGCACCGUUUUGCGAACGUUUUCGUUGGGCAAUCUACAAGAGAAAGACGUGUGCAUCACGUUUUUCCGGGUGUAUUUCCAGCAAAACGAUCAGGCACUAUGCUCCAGCUAUUCUUUGCAGCAAACAUUAAACGUGAUGAGCUUACUGGCUGUUGCUUUGAACCGAAUCAGCGCUUGGUGCUCCGGUAGACUGGUGCAUCAACGAGAAGUUGACAGAUUUCUGCGAUCGCUAACGGAUCUCUACACCGCAAUGAAUACGAAGCGUGCAUCGCUCCCACUCGAACAAGAGUGGACACACAAAAUAAGCACCGUGUUGAUAGAGUUGUUACGCAGUAGCAAAAACUGCCAAACGGCUGAAGGCAUAAAGAUAAACGAAUUGCAACUACACAAAUUGAAUCAUGAAAUGUUAAUGCUCCGAGAGAAGCUGAGUCCAUCACUGGAUACCCGGUUCGGGUUUGCGGACAUGAUCAUCUGUGCCGAAAUCAUGGAGUUUGAAGAGAUUAUGGCCAAACAGAUAGUGAAGCAAAUCCAUAAUGCACUGUCCCGAACAAUCGAUCAAAACAUUCGCGCCUCGCGCAAAACAUCCGUCCGUUUGGUGAGCAGUAUGUGGGACAUGCUGUUAGAAAAAGUGGCACUCAACAACCAUCUCCUAGAACGCGCUCUGACAGUGGCCAACAAAAUCGUGUACAAACUAAGCGCUCAGCUGAAAACAAGCGCUAUCUUCGAUGAUCCGAUGGAAGCAGGUGAACAUCAGUUUCUGUUUUUCGAAUCGAAACUUUCCCUCUUGGAGGCAGCGUUCGUGGUGGAAAAAUUCAGCGAAAGACAGGAAGGUCUGUUAAAAGUUGUGCUUGGUAUACUACACGUAAGCGAUUGCCGGUCGCUAAACGCUAGCCAGCAGCACGCGCUACUUCAAACUCUGUUUGCCCAGUUCGAGAAAGCAUCUGCCAGUAACGACAAGAACUCGAAACAUCGAUGGAGCACCGAUAUAGACAGUGAGUUGUGUCGUAACGCAUUGUUGCAGCUAUGUAAAUUGCAAACUGACCAUUUGCAUGCUGAAGUAGUGAGUAGCUGUAUUGACGGACAACUUACCUCGCUGCUGAAGUUCAUUGCCAAUUCAAAGGAUUGUAUCGCCAUGAAACGGACGCUGCUAGGUGCAUUCCGACCUCUAGUAUUGUCUUCGAAACUAGAUUUAAAGAUACUGUUUGACAAUGUGUUUGUACCUCUGUUGGCAGCUAGUUACGAUACUAAAACGUUGGUGGACAUAAUUGGAGUGUUAAAUUUGUUGUUCUGCAUCUGCUCCGCCGGGGACCAGAGUUUCCAUGUAGUUCAGACAUCAGAAGACCAACGACAUUUUAGGUGCAACGAAUGCAACCAGCACACAGAAUCCGACCCACUGGCAAAAGAUCUUUGUGUGAAAACAGCUUCAAAACUGUUGGUAUCACAAGGGAAAUCUAUCGACCCGGUAAGACAUAUGCGAGACGUGUUAAGGAAAAUCAUUAAUACAGAAGAAGAAACAGUCUUGCUGGCUUGGGCUGAUUUUCUCCCAAGCGCGUUGAAACAUUCCUUCGAAUGCAUGUUGGUGGACGAUGAGGUCGUCUCGUUUUGGAUGUCUUUAUUCCGAAGCAAUUCGACGAAAGUCUGCCAACAGAUGACCAACCAUAUACCAUCGAUCGUCCAGACGCUCGCUACCAAACUAACCGACGAACCGGAACGGCACGACAAGUGUGUGCAUAGCUUGUUGGAGCAGCUACUGCUAGCUACGAAGCGUUGCAUCAUGACGAAAACCAACUAUUCCCACCAAAUGGUCGUGGUGCGUAUGAUUGUGGAGUUUGCCGAUGCCCAUUACCAUGCCACGACGAAGGAAGGAGUGACCGAAGCUAGGCAAAUGUUGUUCCACUGCGUGCGAAUGAUGAUUUUUCUACUGAUGCAUCCAGAAUCGCACGUCACGCACGAAGCCUCAAUAGCGAUCGCGGAAAUGUGCGCAAGGCAAGACAUAAGCCCGUGGAAGAUCCUGUCCUGGUAUCGGCACGACAUAAUCAAGCAAAUGAUGGGUCUUGCCGUAAGCAACUACAUCCUAGCCGGCAUUACGCUGCACCAAUCGAUGAACAACGUGAGCCACACCUUCGAAUGUAGGGAUCCGGUCGAUUUUGUGGGCAAACAUUACAAAAUCAUUAUGGCCAUGUUGCUUCCCUGGUGCCUACGGGUGCCGAAAUGUGACGAUCUGUUGCGUGAGGUGGCCAUCAUCGUUCGGAAAGAUUUGGUAGCGAUGCUAUCGGUAUCAUUUUUGACGAUCUACACCUAUCUGUUUAUCAGUGAGUCGGUGGAAAUAACUAACAACUGCAUCGAGUACAUUAUGAAGCUAACGGGUAAUAGCUUUUUCCAUUUGCUGCAUUCCGACAUAAAGCGAACGGUAUCGGAAGUGCUGAUCUACUACCAUAUCAACCCAGAGUGUGUGAUGCACGCAUUUCGCAGCUUGCUCUCUAAGGACAGCGACAUAGACGAGGUAUCAACGGCGCGGAUUGCGGAAUACAUCGCGGAACGAUUUCUUGGAGUGCUGGCAAACCUAGAGGCAACGCUGGUGAAUCCCGACGGAGAAAAAUUUCUCAAAAGCCUGGCACUGCUAAGUCUCGGUGACAUAAUACGACUGCUCGGCGGGGAACACAUUACACCGUUUCGGUUCAAAAUCAUUGCAGUGCUUCGAACGGCGCUCGCACUGCCCGAGGCACCGGCACUGACCAAACUUUGCGUGAACACGUGGCGCAUUUUUAUAUGCACGGUCGACGUGCGUCAGCUUGGUUCGUUGCUGAGCACAAUUUUCGUGACGCUGGAACCAUUGCUUCUUUCGUUUCCGGAAAACAUAGGCUACAUCUUUCGGUAUCUGGUCAUCGAAAACAAUAAUCUGUUGGGCAACAACCUUGGCGAUCUGUUCUUUCUCGAGGACACGAAUGUUGCACACGACAUUAAAGCGGUUGUGUCAUCUCGUAUUCCGAAGCACGACAGCAAGGAUGGAACGGAUCGGUUUGUACUGCGCCUAGAGGAGCUCAUUCGACACUGUAAUCACGAGAACCUGAAGAUUCGAGCGUACGCCCUCGCCUACCUAUGCCGACUGUGUGAAACAAGCCGUGCAGAGAUAAAUGAAGCUAUACUGGGCCAACAUCAGAAUAUGAGCCUUGCCCCAAUAGCGACGAUGGUAGAAACGUUGAUACGCGGGCUGUGUGAGCAAGAUGCAACCCUUCAAGAACGAGCUGCCGAAUGUCUGGGCGAGCUGGGCGCUCUCGCACCCAGCCAUCUGCCACCCAACUAUGCACCGACAGGAUUGGGAUUCGCGCUCAGUAUUCACUCGGAUUGUUUUGCUAUUAUCGCGCUGCGCGAGCUGUGCCGAGCGUACCAGCGGCAAAAAGAUUCCAAAUUCGUAGACAGUUUUUCGCUCGCCAUACAGGAAAUAUUGAACGAACGAGGCGUUUCCCCGGCGGCAGACAAGAAGCGCGAAGUGUGGGAAACCAUCCCGGAACGGUUACGCCCGAUUAUGGAACCGUUGCUCACGUCCUGCUACACUACCGUGUCUAGAGCGUCCCUAUCGAUGGUGCACCCGGUGUUUAACAACAUUCACUCAAGCCACGAAUGGUGUUACCAGUGGGCGUCGCAAAUGAUCGAAGGGAUAACGUGCGAUUCGACACGCAAUCUGCUGCGAGCAUUUAAGCCAAGCUUGCGCUGCGAUAGAGGAACACUGCUGAUGAUGCUACCGUACGUACUGCUUCAUGCACUGCAGCUGAGCAGUGGAACCGAGCCAAGAAAUCUAAUCGCGGACGAGCUGCAUACCGUGUUCCUCGCUGCCAUAGCACAUUCCGAAAGUGUGCCCACCAUUUCUGCGAUGGAGGACAGAAACAGUGUAGAAGAUGUAGCCGGCAGUGCUGCUGCGGUGGAGUCGAUCGUUUGCAUCACUCCAGAACAGCAAGAUACUUCCAGCAAGGAGCUAGCGUUGCAGUGCGCCAAGUAUGCGUUCGGGUUAUUUGACUUUCUCGAACGAUGGAAACGGCAACAUCUUAAGGAGAAUGGUGCCAAGUCUUCGGCAAACCAACACGAUUACGAUGUGGUUGAUAGUUUCCUGCGAAACUUUGACUGUGAUCUACUGGCGCAAGUGAACUUCAAAUGUCAAGAAUACUCAAGAGCUCUGCAGUACGUAGAGUGCAGCUUAACCGGCGAGGAUAAUAAGGGUAGAAAGCUGCAGGAUAAGCUAUCGUUCUUGAGUGAAAUUUUCUCCCGUCUCGGUGAUUCCGAUUCGGUCGAAGGAGUAAUGGCUUUGAAAGCGACGGAACCGACGCUGCAUGAGCUAAUUCUUUAUCACAACGCCACCGGCCGGCUACAGGAGGCUGUCGCAUGCUACGAACGACUACUGCAGUUGACCAACGUGGAAGAACAAGCGCUCAGUCUGGACUAUGUGAACAGUAUGAUCGAGUGUUAUCUACGGCUGGAUCAACCGGAAACAGCGCUUCUGUUGGCGGAAAGCUUGCUUGUCCGAUUCCACGACACUGCGCUGCACAAACCGCUGCUGGACAUACAGGCGGAACCAUUGUACCGGUUGGGCCGGUUUGAAGAGCUCGAGGAACUAAUCGUUCAGAGGCAGGCCGAUCAGUUAAGUGGUGCGAUCGAUGGCGAAGAGCGGCAUUGGGGAGUUAUCUGUGGAUCGCUGAUAAUUGCGUUCCGCCAGUCCCACUAUGACAAAUUUUGCACCGAAAUCGAACGUGCCCGGCUGCAUGUGGUGCAAGGCAGCUGCAGCGAACGCAUCAGCUCACGCCCAUUAGAUGAGCAGCUGGGCACGUACGAGAGUCGCUACGAUCAGGUGCUCAAGUUGCACAUCAUCCACGAGUUUGCCAAGUGUGGUCGCAUCAUGCAGAAGCUGCGCUCCUUGCAGCACGGUUCGGACGAGGAACGCAAUACGGCCACAACGCUGUACGAGGAUGUGCAGACGCUUAUGGUUAAUCUGAACGACAGGCUGGAGGUAUUGCAACCGAAUGCAACCACAAUAGAACCGAUCAUCAGUCUGAGGCGUAUACUGCUGAAAGAAAUAAGCCGUACCAUAGAUACGAUCCGCUGGCAGGGCAGCGACAAUGAGAACGGUGUAAAGGAGCUUCGCCAGCUGAUCGAUCAGACCAUCGGACAGCUUUGGAUGAAGAGCACGGAGCUAGCAUCGCGGGCCAAUAUGUACCAGCAGGCACUGUUGUACAUUUUGCACGCGGAAAGCUAUCGGCCGCCCGAUCUUUUCAUCAAAAAUGCAAAACUGCUGUGGGAUCGGCGCGACGUGACGGGUGCAUUGAAAGUGCUCGAGCGUGGCGUGAACGAGAUACUGGGCGAUGUGGCGGCCGGUUCGAUGGAUGCGAACAGUCUGAAAGCCAUACCGAAAGAUCUUCGCUUGAUAUAUGCGGAAGGCAAACGGCUGAUUGCGACGUACAACGCUGAAGCUUCAAACAUAUCGGCAACUCUUAAUCGGCGUUAUUUCAAGGAAGCGUUAGAUGCAAACCCGGAAAGUGAAAUUGCAUUAGUGCAGUUGGCCCAGUACAUCGACAAACUGUACAGUUCAUGUCCUGCGAGCGAGCAAAACUCCGCCAACUGUUGGGAGAUGAUGUUCGAGGUAAUGAAAUGUUACGGCAAAUCGAUGAUGUUUGGAUCGAGCUACAUCUAUCAAUCGAUGCCGCGGGUGCUAAGCAUAUGGCUCGACUCUACCGCCAAGACCAUGCAAAAAUCGGAAGACGCGUCGAGUUCUGCUGCCGUUAUGAGUCGCAAAAUCGCACUGUCCAUGAACAAGUUGGCCAACAAGUUCAAGGAUACGCUGUCGCCAUACUUUUUCUUCACUGCCUUCUCGCAGCUAAUUAGCAGAGUGGCCCAUCCGUCACAGGACACGUUCUACGUGUUGAAAGGGAUCAUUGUGAAGUUGCUUCUCAACUACCCGCAGCAAACACUGUGGAUGAUGCUUAGCGUGUACAAAUCAUCCUACACCAACCGGGUGCGGCGAUGCGUGGAAAUAUUCAACGAUCGUCAGCUACUCCAGGUGGAGCCGAUGCAAAAGCUGAUAAAAGACUUUAACGCGUUGGCUGAACGACUGAUCGAGCUUACCAACAAGGACAUCCCCGGCCCGGCCAAAGGCAUGCGAAGUAGUAACCCGGUCAAAAUAACAGUUUCCUCGCUAGUGAGUGCUUUGCCCAAACUGUUGGCCGAUAAAAACUUUUCGAACGUCAUCAUUCCCAUCGAAAGGUGUAUGCAGCUAGUGCUGAACAAGAACACGGGCAUGAACUUUCAGCCAUAUCCGACGAAUGCAAUUUACAUUGCGGGCAUCGAGGAAGAGCUGACGGUGUUAUUCUCGCUGCAAAAGCCUCGUAAGAUAACGCUACGCGGGCAUAACGGAAAGCAUUACACGAUGAUGCUGAAGCCUAAGGAUGAUCUGCGAAAAGACUUCCGUUUGAUGGAAUUCAAUGCGGUAGUGAAGCAAUACCUCGCUCAAGAUCCCGACGCAAAGUUUCGCCGGCUGUACAUACGCACGUACGCCGUUCUGCCGCUAAAUGAGGAGUGCGGUAUAAUAGAGUGGAUAUCGAACUUGAACCCGUUUCGCAGUAUCGUAUGCACGUAUUACAAACAGCGCGGGCUAGGAAUAACGGUGGCCGAGCUACGCAAAUUCUCGUUCGAACGUUCCGAUCCGCUGGCCAAGAAACGGCAAGCGUUCGAAUCUAUUCUCGUCCCCCGUCAUCCGCCACUGUUUGGGGAAUGGUUUCGGGACUGUUUUCCGAACCCCAACAACUGGUUCCAAGCGCGCUCGUCGUACAUUAAAACCACCGCGGUCAUUUCGAUGGUUGGCUACAUUCUGGGACUGGGCGAUCGACACGGUGAGAAUAUUCUGUUCGAUUCCACUAACGGCGAUACCGUGCACGUAGACUUCAAUUGUCUGUUUAACCGGGGAGAAACUUUCACUAUCCCAGAGCUGGUACCUUUCCGGUUGACGCACAAUAUGGUCCAUGCGAUGGGACCACUGGGCGUGGAAGGGCUUUAUCGGCGGUGCUGUGAAAUAGUGUUGAGAAUAUUGCAAACGCACGCAUCAACCUUCAUGUCCGUGUUAAAGCCGUUCGUGUACGAUCCCAUGGUAUCGUGGAGCAAGGUUGGCAAUGCCAGUUUGGGACAGAGUGAAUCGGGCAACCGGGACAGCUACGUCGAACGGACGGAUCCCCAGGCAAUGCAUAAUGUGUUGAACAUUGAAGAGCGAUUGAAAGGAUACGUGAAGAUAAAGGGCAAAUUAUCGCACAUGCCAUUAUCUAUAGAAGGGCAGGUAGAUCAUCUCAUCAAGGAAGCAACAGACAUAGAUAAUCUCGCGCAAAUGUACAUUGGCUGGUCGGCGUACACGUGAGGAAAUGUUGUAAUAGAUGAACAGAAAGAAAAAAAAUCUGAGUUAUGGAGUUUUCAUUCUUUUUUGUAACGUCGCGCCAUUGAUGACGAUCACAAAGGCAAUAGGCUGCAAAAACAUUAUUUUUUGUAAACUA